Cuscuta epithymum is the source of this 1177-nucleotide messenger RNA. The record is from the annotation of a GenBank genome assembly. NCBI's taxonomy places the organism in Eukaryota, Viridiplantae, Streptophyta, Magnoliopsida, Solanales, Convolvulaceae.
ACACUCGAUGGUCUCUGCGGUUGGGCGAAGUUCCUUACUUCCAGUAUUCCUACUCCUAGGUUUUCCUCUUCUAUUCCUCCAUAAGUUUUCCCGGCCGAACUUGACCGUCCAAAAACAACACCUUUUAACCCGGUUCUGUCGGAGCCGCCAUGAGUUCCGGCCCGGAUAAGGAACCAGAAAAUGCGCCGCCGAGCUCACAAGAAGCCGAGAAGAAGCCGCCGAUCGAACCAAUUCGGCUUCCAUCGGUAGAGGAAAUUCGAGGCCAAGACAUAUGGAAUAACUGCGCAGUUCGCAGCGUCGCCAGUGGCAUUAUGGGAGGGGGGCUAGGACUAGGAAUGGGUCUGUUUUUGGGCUCAAUGGACACUCAUAUAUUGGAUGAGGAAAUGAGUAGUAAGCAAAAAAUUGUGUACCAAGCAAAGCAGAUGGGUCGGAGGAGUUGGAGUUCCUGCAAGACUUUUGCUGUUAUGGGUUUCAUUUUCUCCGCUGCCGAAUGUGUUAUCGAGAAGGCUCGGGCGAAACGUGACACUACCAAUACAGCUGUUGCUGGAUGUGUUACUGGAGGCACAUUAUCAGCUAGAGGUUACUUCUCACUAAGUCACUUUGAACAUUCAGAAAUUUAGAGCCUGCUUUGUGGGAUCACUUUGCUGAAAUACUGAAUCUGCUAAGUUUUUCUGAAAGGAGAAAUAUUUGGCAACUUUCAUUUUAGGCUUUUAAGGAAGUCAAAAGAUACUUAUCCUGAAUAUACUGAUUAAGCAAAACCACCCUACCAAACCCAGCCUUAGUAUUGGAGAAUGUACAUUUUAGUAUUUGACCCAUUCUGUACUUAGUUUACCCACUUAAAUGAGGCAUCAUGCUAAUCUACAGUUUUGCUAACUACCAAACAAUGCUCAACUGCAGGAGGUCCAAAAGCUGCAUGUGUUGGCUGUGCUGGCUUUGCUGCAUUCUCAGUUGUGAUUGAGAAGUUUUUAGAGAGACUUAACUAACAAUUUGCAAUGUUAUUAAUACCCAACCGGAAGCUUUUCAUCAUUUUUUCUACCUCCAAAAUUGGUGUUUGAGUAUUUAUUCUCUCUAAUUAUUAGAUUUGAGAGAGAUUUUUGUUGAAGGUGUUCUGUAUCGUGUAUUAAUAAAUGCUUUUUCUUGAUUUCCUAAAGGUGAUCACAUACAAACUUGGUUAGGU